AGGCACACCCCUAUGAGGACAGCGAAUGGUGGCAACCCACAGCGCGCGCUGCAGUUUGGCGGAAUUGAUUUUUUAAGAUAGUACGAAGUGCGUGUUAUCCUGCUGGAUUGUAAUAUGUCAAAUGUAUUGGAGCAAAAGUUCAUAAAGUGUUCUAAGAAAUUUAUCCUACAAUAAAUUAGGGGAAAGAUGGCAGUUGCAGACGAGGAGCUAAAGGUGCCAGAGGAUAUGUUCAAAGAUGUGAAAUUUUAUGUAGUAGGGGACAUCGACCCACAGGUGCCCAAGCUCUUGAAAGCCGGAAAGGCCAAGGAGGUGUCCUACAAUGCACUGGCUACACACAUCAUUACUGAAGAUGGAGACAACCCGGAGGCAGGAGAGUCUCGUGAAGUCUUUGAUUUGCCUAUAGUUAAACCCAGCUGGGUAAUUCUGUCUGUUCGCUGUGGAUCUGUUUUGCCGUUUCAUCUGAAGAUCGCAGUAUUCUGUGGGCAUUGAUUACUUUUUAUGGCGGGAACUGUCAGUUAAUUCUCAACAAGAAGUGUACUCACUUAAUUCUUCCUGAGCCAAAGGGGGAAAAAUAUGAUUGUGCAUUGAAACGAGAAAGCAUUAAAAUUGUGACUCCAUGGUGGGCAGUGGAUUCAAUACGAGACAAAUCUAAAAAAGAAGAAGCUGCUUACCAUCCACGUCUGAUUGUUUAUGAAGAAGAAGAAGAGGAGGAGGAGGAAGAAGAGGAGGAGGAGGAGGAGGAAGAAGAUGAAGAGGAGGAGGAGGAAGAGGUAGAACAUGAGGAGCAAGAUUCUCAGAAUGAAGUUAGUGCAGAUGAAAAACAUUCAAGUAGGUCCAGCCCUAUUUCUUCUCGGGAGGCUUCACCCUUGAGUUCACAGGGAUUUUCACCGAAGUCAAAAGAAAAGAAUGAAAAUACUAAAAGUGAAUUAAUGUUUGAUGAUUCCUCAGAUUCCUCACCGGAAAAGCAAGAAAGGAAUUUAAACUGGACACCAGCUGAAGUCCCACAAGUAACAACUCCUAAGCGUAGGUUAACACAGAGCAAGGACUUGGGCUUAAUAAAUUUGUGUGCAAAUGUUCCUCCAGUACCUGGAAAUAUUGUGCCAUCUGAAGGAAGGAGUAACUUAAUAAAUCUAGGACAAAGUGCCCAAGGGCCUGAGAAAUCAGAAGUGAUUGCUUCUUGGAGUCCUGCUCUUCGCACAUUGAGGAACAUAACAAAUAAUGCUGAUAUUCAGCAGAUUAAUCGUCCAUCAAAUGUCGCACAUAUCUUGCAGACCCUUUCAGCUCCAACAAAAAACUUGGAGCAGCAAGCAAAUCAUACCCAUCAGGGACAUCCAAAUACAGUGUUGUUUACCCAAGUAAAACCUGUAUCUUCAGAGCCUCAGCGUUUGAUACAACAAUCUCACCAGACACAACAGAGGCAGCAACAACAGCAGCAACAACAGCAGCAACAGCAGCAGCAGCAUCCACUAUUGCAUCUUCAGCCUCAACAGCUCAUGCAGCUUCAUCAUCAGCAGCAGCAGCAGCAGCAGCAACAACCACCACAAAGUCAUCAGCAGCAUCAGAUUACCCAGCAAGCAUUUCAACAACAGCAGCAGCAGACCCGUCCGUUUUCCCAACAGCAUCAAGUGCACCAGCAGCAUCCCUUUCAACAGCAGCAGUUGCAGUUUCCACCGCAGCAGUUGCAUCCUCAGCAGGUACAUCGUGCUCAGCCGCAACAGCAACCACAGUUGCAUCAGCAACAACAUGUUUUGCAGCAGCAGCAGCUUCACCAGCUACAGCAGCAACAUAUACAGCUUCAGCAGCAACAGCAGCACCAACAGCAGCAGAACAUACUGCAGCAGCAGCAGCAACAGAAUCUGCAGCAACAGCAACAGUUGCAUCAGCAGCAACAGCUGCAGCAGUUGCAACAGCAACACUUGCAGAGACUUACUCAGCAGCAACAGCAGCAACAAAUGCAAACUCCGGUAUCUCAGCAGCUUCAGAUACAGGCUCACCAGCAGCAACAGCGCCAACAGCAGCACCUUCAGCAGCAGCAGCAGCAGCAGCAGCAGCAGCUUUUUGGACAUGAUCUUGGGAUUGAGGUUCCAGAAGAGUGUUUCCUGUUGGGCUGCGUCUUUUCAGUUGCUGAUUACCCUGAGCAGAUGGCUGAUAAACAGCUUUUAGCAACCUGGAAACGGAUUAUCCAGGCACAUGGUGGAACUGUGGAUCCCACACUUACUAACAGGUGCACUCACCUUUUGUGUGAAAGCCAAGUUAGUACCAUGUACACGCAGGCUCUAAGGGAAGGAAAGCGAUGCAUCACUGCUCACUGGUUGAACACUGUAUUGAAAAAAAAGAAGAUGGUACCACCUCAUCGAGCACUGCAUUUCCCUGUUGCUUUCCCUCCAGGCGCAAAACCGUGUUCACAGCAUAUAAUUUCUGUGACUGGGUUCGUUGAUAGUGACAGAGAUGACCUCAAACUUAUGGCAUAUUUAACGGGAGCCAAGUAUACGGGCUACCUUUGUCGCAGUAAUACAGUCCUCAUCUGUAAAGAACCCAGUGGGCUUAAGUAUGAAAAAGCUAAAGAGUGGAGGAUACCUUGUGUGAAUGCACAGUGGCUGUGUGAUAUCCUUCUUGGAAAUUUUGAAGCACUACGACAAAUUCAGCACAGUCGCUAUACAGUGUCAAGCUUUCAAGAUCCCCUUACUCCCAAUCAGCAGCUUGUCUCAAACCUUUUGGCUGCGUGGCGAGUACCAGUGAAAAUUUCUCCUGAGCUUUUGAUGGGUAUCCGAUUGCCAGCUAAACAAAAGCAGAAUGAGGCCAAUCUACAACCACCUGCUAAGAGAGCAAGAAUUGAAGAUUUGCCACCACCUACUAAGAAACUACCCCCAGAAAUCACUCCUAUGGUGGUGUUUACCGGAUUUGAGCCUGCACAGGUCCAGCAGUACAUUAAGAAAUUAUACUUUCUUGGUGGAGAAGUUGCAGCGUCUGCUCAGAAGGGUACUCAUUUGGUUGCAAGUAAAGUAACACGUACUGUGAAAUUUUUAACUGCUAUUUCUGUAGUAAAACACAUUGUCACACCAGAGUGGCUUGAAGACAGUGUCAAGGCACAGAAAUUUCUUGAUGAACAGAAUUUUAUUCUCCGAGAUGCAGAAGCUGAGGUGUUGUUCUCUUUCAGUUUAGAGGAAUCUCUAAAGCGAGCUCAUACUACACCACUUUUUAAGAACAAAUGCUUUUACAUUACUCCGGGAAUUUGCCCCAGUCUUUCUACAUUGAGAGCCAUUGUAGAGUGCGCUGGAGGAAGGGUUCUACCGAAACAGCCUGCUGUUCGUAAGAUUAUGGAGCAUAAGCAGAAUAAGAGUUUGCCUGAAAUAAUUCUAAUAUCUUGUGAAAAUGACCUCCAUUUAUGUCGAGAAUAUUUUGCCAGAGGCAUAGAUGUCCAUAAUGCAGAAUUCAUCUUAUCAGGAGUUCUUACUCAGACUCUAGAUUAUGAAUCAUAUAAAUUUACAUAAUGAUCAAGAGUAAAUGCUGCGUGGACCACUCGAUCUUUGUUAUACUGUCUGAUGGGUUUCUGCACUUCAGAAUGGAGAUGCUGAAUCACCAUAUAAAAUCUACUUUUGAUUCCUGCUGCUACUGCUGCUUGCUUGAAGAUACCUAGCCAACUGAUUUUGCAGUUCAGAGCGGGGAACGGGCUAGAUUACAUCUUUAAGAUGUGCCAUGUUUAUGUUCUAAGUAAACAUAACUUUGUAUUAUGUUUUGUACUAUAAUGUAUUAUUUUUAAAUAAUUAACUUUAGGUUUUGCUACUUAGCUUUUUUAUGUAGUAAAAUUGGUAUAAUAACUGCAAGUAGAACUUCUACUUUGAAAGGGCUACUGUCUUAAAUUAUGUCUGUUUGAAAUUCAUGUGUUUUGUACUCUACUUUUGUAUUUUCUCUUUCUCUGUUUUUCUUUUGUAUUAAUAUUUUGUCUAAAUUUUCAGUAAAUAUAAUUCCAAUGCCUCA
Messenger RNA from Protopterus annectens (West African lungfish), 3978 nucleotides. It is a transcript of the gene PAXIP1, whose product is annotated as PAX interacting protein 1. The record is from RefSeq and is a predicted model, not a curated record. Gene Ontology annotation, cellular component: nucleus. Gene Ontology annotation, biological process: positive regulation of transcription initiation by RNA polymerase II. Lineage: Eukaryota; Metazoa; Chordata; Ceratodontiformes; Protopteridae.